Molecule: messenger RNA, 5700 nt
Organism: Acanthaster planci (crown-of-thorns starfish)
Lineage: Eukaryota; Metazoa; Echinodermata; Asteroidea; Valvatida; Acanthasteridae
Product: 25-hydroxyvitamin D-1 alpha hydroxylase, mitochondrial-like
Biological process (GO): glucocorticoid biosynthetic process; cholesterol metabolic process; C21-steroid hormone biosynthetic process
Cellular component (GO): mitochondrial inner membrane
Molecular function (GO): oxidoreductase activity, acting on paired donors, with incorporation or reduction of molecular oxygen; iron ion binding; heme binding
Source: RefSeq, a predicted model, not a curated record
CACGAGUUAUCACGGUGGUAUCGUCGUUGACCUAUUGUCCAAAUAUGACCCAAGAGGUUCGCAUUCGAAACUUGAUCAUCCGGAUUUACCUCAGGAGGGUCUCUGUGGGGGUACAUUGCGCUAUGCGGUGACCCGUUGCUCUGAAAGAAAAUCCUGGACGAGUUGAUCUGAGAAGGAGGGUGGGUUGGGAAACGAUAGCUUGCCGUGUUUGGCAAGCCGCGGCCUGGUGGAAUGUGAAAACUCGCAGGAGUGUAACUUUCGGCGCAGUUUGACCAAUCAUCGGUCUGGGCAGUGACAUAAGUGACCGCUCAAGCGUUGCACGUGUGUGCACGUACAGCACAAUGUAUACGCAUGUUAGUGGCGUUGAUUACGGGGAAGCCUGGAGGCAUGCACGAAGUUUGGGGAAUCGUGUCACGUGCUUUGCACAUGGGAUAAAAGGCUCAAAUGCAGAGGGAAUCCCAUGCACGCAUCAGCUGUGUAACUCAAUGCGCAAAGACAGGAAAGUGGGCUGUGUCGAUGCUUGACAUGUUAUAGCCCAGACCAUUCGGAGGUCCAUCCGUUGUUUGUUCGGCGAAAACCAAUACUCUCUCGCAAACUUUUCUUUAGCGGUCACGGCGGAGGAAGUUGGUUAUCCGAAAUCCACACAAACUAACUAGGCUGUUUAUUUGGGGAUACGUUUGUCGUCGAUUACACAGCCGUUUGAACAUAAUUUAUUUUGGCUUUGUAAGCUGCGGUUAGAGAAGUCAGAGCUGAUAGUCGCAGUGUCGCAAGUGUUUUCUUGUCCGAACGGCGAUUCCUCCCUCGUCACAAAUUCCUCAAGCAUGUCAAGGAGGUGCGUCUGACAUUUAAACUCAGGAACUAUUGUUGAAGGAAAUAGCUUCCUAAGCCAAGUCGCCAUGGCUGGGAGGCAACUUUCACGGAUAUUCGCCGGUGCAUCUCGCCUCAGUGUGCAGCAGUCAGCUAGCACAAUGGCAAUUCCCCGGGAGCGCCCGAGCUCACCACCACCGGUCACUGAGGAGUCGGGCUCAGAUGCAAGCACCGUGCAGGUGCACCGACUGAACGAGGUCGUCGUGCCCAGGCCCAGCGGGAGCAGCACAACCACCGAACAUGCCGUGGUUGGGUCGUGGGGGAUCUGCCCUGCCAGACUCGGUUCAACGACAGACGCUGCAACGGUAGAGCAUGACUCCCUGGCAGCCGAUGUGCACGUGCGGCCUCGGCCUUUCGACGAGAUUCCUGGGCCGAAAGGGUGGCCCUUUAUUGGGACGCUAGGGACUUACCUAGUUGGAAAUGGUCUCAGCCGCAUUUAUGAACAUCAGAUUGCUUUCACCAAACAAUACGGUCCCAUAUGGAAGGAGCGCCUGGGGUCACUGGAGUUUGUUAACCUCGCUGACCCGGAGUUGGUGGCCAUGAUGUAUCGCCAUGACAACAAGUACCCGAUGAGAGUUGACAUGAAACCAUGGAAGGCAUAUAGAAUGCAUCGCAAUGAGUCGCUUGGUGUUCUCACACAUGAGGGCAAACAGUGGCAUCGAGCACGACACCUACUGAGCAAGAAGAUCUUGCCACCCAAGAAAGUGAGUGCCUACGUGGGGGUCAUCAAUGAAGUCAUAGAGGACAUGGUCCAGCGGUUACGCUACAUCCGAGAUGUCACCAACCAGAAUGGGCUGGUCCCCGAACUGACGAAUGAGAUGUACAAAUGGUCCAUGGAAUCCAUUUUCAAGAUUCUGUUCGAGACCAGGAUUGGCUGCCUGGAGAAGCAGAUUCCAACCGAAUCGCAGCGAUUCAUUGACUCCAUCCACCAGAUGUUCCAAUCCGGCCAGAUCCUAUUUGUCACAUCACCCGAGUUCUUCAGGAAGUAUAGCCUCAAACCAUGGAAAGACCAUGAGGCAGCUUGGGACUACAUAUUCAGUUUUGCCAGGAAGGCAGUGGACAGUCGACUGGCGGAGAUAUCUGCGCAGUCUGAGGGUGAAGGUGAACUGGAAGCAGAUGGAUUCCUGACGUACUUACUCUCCAGCAAGCAACUCAGCAUGAAGGAGAUCUACAGCAAUGCCUGUGAACUACUCCUGGCUGGAGUGGACACAACUUCCAACACCCUAGCUUGGGUGUUGUAUGAGCUGUCCAGGCAUCCUGAGGUUGAAGAGCGGUUGCACAAAGAGGUGUGCAAAGUCCUCGGCACGGACAAGAUGAGGGCAGCAGAUACUGACGACUUAGCUCAAAUGCCAUACCUCAAGAGCAUCAUCAAGGAAAUUCUAAGAUUGUACCCUGUAGUGCCCGCCAAUAAUCGGAUUUUGGAGAAGGACAUUGUCAUUGGAGGCUAUCACAUCCCCAAAAAGACAAUCAUCGGUUCCCUGCAGUAUGUCAUUGGGCGGGAUCCCAAGGUAUUUGAGGAUCCAGGCUCCUUCAAACCAGAGCGUUGGCUGAGGGAUGAGCACGGCCGAGUGCGCUGCUCCAACUCCAGUUUUGCCUCGGUGCCCUUUGGCUUUGGUCCCCGGAUGUGCAUCGGGCGACGAAUUGCUGAACUUGAGCUUAACUUGGCACUGGCAAAGAUCUCACAGACGUUCAAGUUGAAGUACCUCGGUGAGGGAACUGUUGCCCCUUCAGUUCAGGGUUUACUCGUUCCUGGAGGACCAGUCAAAGUUGGCUUCGCAGACAGAUGAGGUGGAGUUUGAAAACCAGUGGAGCAGAAAGAGAAAUGCUCCAGUCAAGAGAUUUCUCGCCAAUUUUGAGGAUGUAUGUAAAAGCUGUUGGUCAUAUCAAAUUUUAAAAUGAAAACAGUGAAGUUGGUUCUUUUGGAGCAAGUCAUUCCCAGAAGAAAGACCGAAUGGAGCAUCAGAUAAAAGAAACAUUCCAUCGGUCAGAUUUGGUCAGACUUGUCGGUCAGAUUUGGUCAGACUUGCUUUUAAAUAAACACAGGUGUGGUUGGAAUGAACUUGCUAAAAAGGGACUUCUCAAACUCAAAAAUAAUGAACUCAUCUAAUGUUAGGGCCUCUUCUCAACAAGCCCCCUUCUUUUUUGAGAGAGAGAGAACAGCACAGGUGGCAGUACUAAAUCAUGACUGUCAGACAUUGGAGGGGGCGGUCAGAGAUGUGGCAAGGAGGCCGUACCCACAGAGUGAAGCUCAGAUUGAGCGUAGCAAAUAUUUUUGUGAUUGCUCUCUGUUAGACAGUGAAACUGAUGGUUUUAGCCCUGGCGAGGGAGUCGUUAAAUGCAACUCUACCUUGCAAUUGACGUGAAUGUUCAUGGUUGAUGGUUGAAGGGGAGCAGACUGACAUGUCAAUCCUGCUUGGGAUUUGUGUAAAUUUGCUUUUCCCUAUCCCACAGCAAUGUGGCCAGGCAUGAACUCUCAAGGUAUAAAGCCAGCCUCCCUUGCCUUGCAUAGUUCCCCCCUACAUUGAAAGCAGGUUCGAGCUGGCAAAUGAAAUGAGCGCAGGAAUGUGCGAGCAUUCAUGACAAAGUCACAGGAAUGUGGUUUGUGUGCAAACAGCCUCAAGCAUCGCCUUGUUUUACCACAAACAAGUUUUAUGGGGUGAGGAAAAAGUCUCCCUCCAUUGGAAAAUGGUUAAAAGACAUUUAAUAGUAUCUAGGCUGGAGAAGUCGGAACAUGUUGGUUAUCAGUCUGCCUUAUUCUUGAGUCAGCCAUUUUUAAUCGAAAGUGAGGCGAUACCUGUGUAAAUUUUUUAAAAACUUAUGAAGCAAAUGCAGCGGGAGAAAUUAUAAAUUAUAUUCUUGUGCGCUGAUGUUAAUUCCAAUUUAUGCACACAAAGUCAUAUCACUCGUCUUGAAGCUGUACCAGUAAUUGUAGCAAAAUAGUCAGGUUCCUUCCCAUUUCAGAGUGUUAAAUAAUUGGAGUGGAUUUGGGGAGCAUGAUUCAAAAUGGCUGUCUUUAUUUUGAAUAAAGCCUAGUCGGGGACAUUAGGAUGACUUGACUUACUGAAAAUUUUCCGUGACAUAUUCUUAUUGGUGUAAUUUGGUGUUAAUCACCCUCACCAUCUGCUUUAUAGUAUUUUUUCAAAACUAAAGAUUUUAGUUGUAAAGUUUAAAUGGUUGUACUUACUAGUUUUGUCUACUUAUUAGUGUGAUCAGUUGUAACUCAGUAUGUGUACACAAGUGCCAAGUUCAAACCCAAUUGUUAUAAUUGUUAUAUGCUGUAAAUAGUCAAAAAGGUUUUCUUCCAGUAUGCCAAAUUAUAAAAUUAAUGGACUAUAUUUUCUUGUUUCUCUUUGUUUUUUACUUUGUGUUUUACUUUGUGUAACCAGUUGCAUCCACAUGUAUUUGAAGCAUUUUAAUUUAUUAGCCACAAUCAUUAAAGGAAGGGCUGGUUUUAUUAGGCCUAUGUUGUCAAUACAGUUUACAAGCAGUUAGUGGUUUGGGAGUUAUACAUUAUUUGUGAAUGUUUGUAAACUGUUUCACACUGUGGAGAUGUUUAUUGUUGAAGGAAAAUGUUAACAUUAAGACCUGUACAUGAAUAACAGUUAGCACUUGUCCUGGUAGUGACAGUUUUUACAGUUGUUGACUAAUAAAACUAGACUUUUAUUUCUGCAUCUGUAAGCCUUGGUUGUGGUUGACAGUUGCACAGGGCGCCCAUGGGAAAAAUGCAGCCAGCUGCGGAUAGUUUUGUAAGCAUUUGUACACAUAUUAUCAUUGGCUGUAGCCAUGAUUGUUAAACAUGGCUGUAGCUGAGAUCCUGAGGGGUACAUCUGGCUUGCCCCUCCCCCCUUGGAUUUUUUGUAAUAUUAAGGAAGGUACCUUUGUCUUUUGAUACUGUAUCAUUUUUAUUUAUUUGAUAACUUUAUAGCGAGAAAUUAUUAUCAGGACAAUUCCCCGCUGAGGUGUUUAGCUUAAUCCCGAUUUGUAAAUGCAGGAUCCAUCACUGCUUCUUUCUUGCAAAUCAUAAUUGUAGGUUGUUUACUGCCAUGAUCAGUUCAUGAACAUUUCGUGCACAGGUUGUGUGCUAAUGCAAAAAUGUUAAACCAAGGGUCCAUAUGUAACCAGUGCAUUGUCUUUAUAGUGUCUUGUGGGAAUCCCGGAACAAUAUGAAGUACCCCACAAAGAGCAUCUGUUGUGGGGGGGAGGUACUUAAAUGAUACACUACGAGAAUCUCACGAAAUAGAUUUUUGCAAUUCUUCAAAAAGGAGGAAAUUCCAAGGUAUACUGUUCCAUUGCAAAUUGAAGUAUUUGACAUUUGGGACAUUUUGUCGGAAAACCAACCCAGGAGAGAUAGUCUGUGAUUCACACACUAAUAGUGAAGUAUGCGAGAAAAAGAAAAUACCUAAAACAGAAAAAAAAAAAAAAAGUAAGGGUGUGUGAGAGCAGAGGGAAAUCUGAAGCCACCAGGGGACCACAAUGGGAACACCAUUGUUGAGGUACUUCGUACAGAAAUUUCUUCUCGGAUAAUGCUUACUUAGAAGGGUCUAUGCAAUGUUUUUGUUUUUAGUAAACAACCCUUGAAAAUGCACCUUUUGGUCCCAAUCACCUUAUCCUAUGUUGUGCUAUUUUAGAGGUUAUCUGGUGCAUUUGAUGCUCAUGAGUGAUUCCAUAUCCAUUAUUAAAUCUGUGAUGUUAUUCCUGGGAGAAAACCUCAAUGUUACAUUGACUUGUGCACAAAACGGUGAUGAUGGUUUUACAUUUGACUGACCUAACUUCUUUGUUAAUUUGUUUUCUAAAUGCAUGGAAAUAAACUAACGAACAACCCUUUCUCAGAAA